AUGAAAGCCUCCGUCGUCACCCUUAUAACGCUCCUGAGCUUCUCGACCGCCACCCCACACAAACGAAGAGAUGGCAAAUGCGGGGGGCCUCCAGAUCCAAUCAAAACGUGCACAAAGACGCUCGAGGCCUUGAAAUGGACAGUCGACGACUUCGACUUCCAUGCCUCUUACGUCUUCACCAACCCGGCUCACCAGAACUCGUGGGGUUAUGUCAACUUUAACGUUUCCAACGAUGUCGUGCCCUACACCGCUUCGUGCAGUGCCUCUAGCAGCCAGCUGUCCGACUUCUUCUAUGGGACCGUCGAGUAUGCGUGCACACUGGCGGGAACUGGUGUGCCGGCUGGGGCGAAGGUUGGAUUCAAAUUUAGCAGACCUGCUGGCACGUUGGAGAUCAGUGAGACUAUUGACUGCAGUGACAAGCUGUUUUCUGUGAGCGGAGCGACCACCUUAACCCUGUCAUGCACCGACGUGACAACGGAGAAUCCUAGCUGGACGCCUGGACAAAUAUACAGCGCUCGCGAGAUCAAAUGCGCGCCAGUUGAUGUUACGAUUGGAGCGGGGAGUGUGACGGCACUGAAAAGACUGUCGGCGCGCGUGUAUCUAUGAUGAAAGAAUUGGAGAUUUGUCAACGGUUGGGUAUCAGACUGCAUGCACUCUUAUCGAAGAAAGUGAAGAAAGUGAAAGUUCGAG
Podospora pseudocomata is the source of this 690-nucleotide messenger RNA. RefSeq lists its product as uncharacterized. Lineage: Eukaryota; Fungi; Ascomycota; Sordariomycetes; Sordariales; Podosporaceae. The record is from RefSeq and is a predicted model, not a curated record. Bases 1 to 606 code for a protein of 201 amino acids. The transcript is spliced from 2 exons.